UUGGGCCAUUAAAUUGGCAUAUGCAGAAAUUCUCGAAGGGCGUAAACAUGUUCUCUCUUGAUAAGGGAGUGUGCCUAAUGGUGUUGGCUGUCAUGCUGGUGACGACGCCAACGCAAAGCAAGCCAAGGUCAGAAUCCAGUGACCAAGUCAGCGACCUUGAGAAGAAGCUAGAGGACAUGGAAAGAAAGAUGUCGCUUCUGACGAAACAGGUCAUGAUGCAGCAGUCCGAGUUUGAGGAGAGAAUAAGGUCUGACGGGCAGUCAGGCCUGAAGCAAAACCGUGUGUUGGUCGGCGGCACCAGGCCUUAUUUCUACGAUUCUACCACGGGCGACCGCCACGCCGCCAUCCACGACCAUGCCAACCACAUUCGAACCAUAGGGAUGGGGGAAGUCGUUGCUGUUCUCAAUGGUAUAGAAUUCAAGACACGCCACAACGAUUACAAAUUGCGCAUGCCCAGUACCACCCAAACGAAGUUCAGGAAGAUGGAGGAUGUUCCGUUUCCGGAUGUACCACCAGAGGUACUGUCCAAGUCGACUGUUGAUGAGCAGAUUGAGGAGAUGAGGGCUUGGUUUAAGGCAUGGAAGGACUCUGAUCAUUCUACACGGGAUUAUAGGAAAUAUUUCAAGCCGGUUUUGUGCUACCUGGAGGGCUACUGGAAGAACACGGACAAUACUGGCAAAGUUGAGGAACCCUUUCAGAGCGACCGCCACUACAUCGAUGCGUCUACCUGGCAUGAACUUCUUCGGAGGAAUAGUUUCAGUGCCUACAGUGGAAGGAAAGAUGCUGGCGAGAACCUCGCCUUCCUUCCGACCAAGAUUGUGGACUAUGUGAAUGAUACUAUCCCUGUUUAUGCUCAAUGGAAUUACAGGAUCGCGUGUCAUCCUCUCAAACACCAGGUGCCGCUUUACGGGUUCAGAAUGAUUGACGACUUCAAUGCCCGGAUGAGGAGGCGCGCAAAGCGAGAGGGAUUCUCCGGUACAAGAGCAGCGAGAUUUCAGCUAAACCCGAAUCUUAGGGGGGACAUUAACCGGCGAACGUGGAAUAAAUACGAGUUGUUGACCUUCCUUGACUAUUUAGAUGUGUUGAUGGAGGAGGUUCCCGGACUCGACAACUACUCUGCCAACCUAACGGACACCACCUACGGCGAGCCCGCCUACCAUUUCUGGACCAUCAAUGAGAACAGGAAGCAACAGGGACCGCUGAACACUGGUUUCUAUCAUAGAUGGUACAAGGAGUUUGUUCUCGGAGCCAUGGGGACCAAUAUGAGACGCCGGGGCUUCUCCGACCCAAGCGUUUUCAUGUCCAUGACAUCACAUCCGCAGAUUGCGCCAAUGAGCGUGGAGACGUGUAACAAAGUCAAUGGACAGAAGGUGUGCAAGACAUACAGCCAACGGUGGACCUACGCCAUUCCCCUUGAAAUCAUCUACACGACUCCGCUCUCGAAAUGGAACCCUUACAACAUUGAAUACAAGGGCUUGAUCAAUACGCCGUACGCCAAUACUGUCCGGCACUGGCAGAGGAACGGUGUCAAGACCAAGGCAAAGGCCUUCAACGGUACCAACAGCAAUACCUACUACAUGACGCCCGUCGAGUUUUUCUCGACCACGCAGAACAAGGAACAGGACUCUGCUGACACCGGGACCAAGUCUCACGGCGUUGGCGUCCUAGACAGGAAUGGUACCGUCCGUUCCGUGGUCGCGUCCGGGCACAAUAUUAUCCUGCCACACAUUCCCGGAGUUGGAAAGAUCAGACAGCGAUGGCCCAUCGCGCCACUCCACGGGGAGGGAAGCGGAAUCUGGAAGCAGAUGGAUGCGCUUAAAGACGUCCUGAUGCAGUGGAACACGUACCAAGACCUCCUGCCCGAACAUUUUAAGUUCUUCUGUAACUAGUGGUGCCAAACAGCGGCAGGUCUCACAACUAGUGAUAUACUUGAUUCAGAUACGACCGCCUCUAGUGGCGAGCUGAGAAAGUAAUCUGAUAGUGAUGCCUGGUUAAAAAAUGUCACGAGAUUAUCCCGCUAAUUUGAACAUUCGUGAAGUUGGAGAGAACUUUACUGUGAAACAAUUAAUAAUAAACAAUUAGAAUGAUGUUGAUCAGCCCCAACAUAAAGACAACUCGCACUAUUCCAUUCAAUUUUAAUGCAUGACGAAUGUCGAUUCACUUAGUGUACUUGAUCGCUGCUUCAAUGAAAAUCUAGGCAUAUUUUCGAGAAAAUUUACUGGAAACUAUGUCUGAUCAAUUAUUUAUUCAUACUGUCAAUUCUUUAUGCCAUGGACCAAAACGGUUGCGUAUUGACCUUUUUUGAAACACGGUUCCUGAGUCAGCCUCGUAAAUCUGCGCUAGAGAACCAAUUGUUAUCACGGCCCGUGAUCCUACAACACUUCCAUUUAUUCUGUCAGGAAUUGUUUUGCGGGGCUUACCAGUUGACCGCACGUGGUCUAUUGAUUUACAUAGAUGAUAUCAUCUUGGCAGUGCGAGCACUCCAAGACCAAAGGUAGAUUACGUAAGAUUAGUACAACUUGCUUCCUCAAGCUAUCAAGGUAUUCAGGAUUUAAUAAACAAAACUUAGGAAGGAUUUUGGAGAUGAGAUAUUUUUUGUUGAAAGUUUCUCUUGCGCAGAUUUGCCGCAUUGAACUAAUAAAAGCUGUUUAAAAGAUGA
Messenger RNA from Lineus longissimus, 2659 nucleotides. RefSeq lists its product as uncharacterized. The coding region runs from base 21 to 1889 and encodes 622 amino acids. The transcript has 9 exons. NCBI's taxonomy places the organism in Eukaryota, Metazoa, Nemertea, Pilidiophora, Heteronemertea, Lineidae. The record is from RefSeq and is a predicted model, not a curated record.